AUGCAGUCACCAUGUCUUCACUUUUGCAAGAACUUCACAAUCAAGCCUCACUUAGGGUUCCACCACCACACCCUCAAAACCACACAAAAACCUUUCUGUGUACCCAAACCCAAGAAAAUUAACAUAACCCAGUGCCACAACAGACCCAAUCAGCAGAAAAAAGAGAGGGUGAAAUUAAGGGGCAAGAAGGAAAAUGUAUGGAGCAUUGACAAUGACAUGGAAAAUUCCGCAGCUGAGAAAGAAAAAGAGAGAGGGAAACAAAAGAGGAGGAAAGGAAGGAGAGUUGUUAGAGGGAAGAGGAAUAAAGGUGGUAAAAUUAUGGUGUCUGGUGCUAUGUUAAUGGAGGUUGAAACUGUUCUUCAAACUCAGGAACCUGUAAUAAGACCAGUAUGGAAUACAUUUACUAGUAGUGUCUGUGGGAUAUGGAAAGGUGUGGGGGCUGUAUUUUCACCAAUUACUGCUGAAAUGGAGCCCAUCGAAGUUGGAAGCAAGAAUGAAAACCUUUAUGAUUGCUACACCCUUGCUCGCAUUGAAGCAGUGCCAUCACCGUCUGGAGAUGGGACAUCUCAAGUUCAAAGGAAGAUUAAUUGGGUGACUUUAAAUCCUCACGGUGAAGUGCCACAGUCUAUUGGAGGCAGCAGCAGAAGUAAAGAAGAGCAGAAAGAAGGGAAUGCAUCUUUACCUUCUGAGAAAGUGGUUGAUGCUGCUAUGAGUAAUCGUGUUUUGCCUGGUUUUGAGUCUUUUAACUAUGAAACCAGUGAUUUAAUGGAAGAAGAUGUCAUGGGUAAUGAACCAGGUCUUGUUUUCUUUGAGGAUGGAUCAUAUUCCAGGGGACCAGUUGAUAUUCCAGUUGGUGAAGUUAAUGGUUCGAACUAUUACCUUUCUCCAACCUUUAAAUUUGAACAAUGUUUGGUUAAAGGUUGCCACAAAAGACUUCGGAUUGUCCAUACCAUAGAAUUCAAUAAUGGGGGUUCAGACAUACAGAUCAUGAGAGUUGCUGUUUACGAGGAAGAGUGGGUCAGUCCUGCAAAUCUUCGUGAUGAAAGUGAUCUGGAGUUUGAUGUGAAACCAUUCUCUCAGCGGAAAAGAACCCAGCCGUCAGAGCUCACAGGGCCCUGGAAAGUAUUUGAGAUGAGUGCUACUCCAAUAUUUGAGGAUGAGAUAGCCAUAGAGGAAAGCAAUGGAUCCCCAUACGUUUAUCUUUGCACAGAGACCUUGAAAAAGAGGAGCCUGCCUGAGAAUCCAGUUUACUUUAGAGAGGAAGAGAUGAUAGAUAUGCAGGAUGUAACUGUCCUUUGGCUGCCUGGAGGGGUGACUGGUUAUGUUGAUGUCAGCAAAGAUGGCAUCCUUUGCAUUGGUGUUGGGUGGUACUCAGAUGAGGGAAUCAAUCUUGUUAUGGAAAGGGAUUAUGGGGUAGAUGGGAAACUCAAGGAGGUCAGGUGGAAAUCCGAGUUAAAGCGAAGGUGGCCUGAUCCACUCCCUGUAUAA
This is a messenger RNA of Dovyalis caffra, 1488 nucleotides long. The record is from the annotation of a GenBank genome assembly. NCBI's taxonomy places the organism in Eukaryota, Viridiplantae, Streptophyta, Magnoliopsida, Malpighiales, Salicaceae.